Molecule: messenger RNA, 824 nt
Organism: Tripterygium wilfordii
Lineage: Eukaryota; Viridiplantae; Streptophyta; Magnoliopsida; Celastrales; Celastraceae
Exons: 2
Coding region: 55-579 (174 amino acids)
Source: RefSeq, a predicted model, not a curated record
GUGGAAGAGUCAAAAUUGCCCAAAAAUCUCUCAUAAAUCCUACAUUUUCAUUUUAUGUUCUUUAGAGCAAAAACAAUGUUUCAGAGUCCUCUGACAACCAUGUCUGUAAAAUCUCUCUUCUUCCUCCUCCUCCUCCUCCUCCCUCUCUCCACCACCUCCUCCUCCUCCAUACAAGACCUUCUCCAAAGCCAAGGCCUACCAGGGGGUCUGUUCCCCAAAAAUGUGAAAUCCUACAACUUAGACCAAAAUGGGCGCCUGGAGGUGCAUCUGGGAGAGCCCUGCUUUGCCAAGUAUGACACGAGAGUUUACUUUGAGAGUGUUGUGAGAGCCAAUUUGAGCUAUGGUGGGUUGAUGGGUUUGGAGGGUUUGAGCCAGGAAGAGCUGUUUCUGUGGCUGCCAGUGAAGGGAAUUGUAGUGAGUGAUCCAUCUUCAGGUCUGAUUUUGUUUGAUAUUGGUGUUGCUCAUAAACAACUCUCUCUUUCUCUCUUUGAAGAUCCCCCUUCUUGCAAGCCUCAAGGAGUUCUGUUGGAGAAAGUUGCAGUGAAAGAGAUGGGAUUUCAAAUGAGAGAUGGAAUCUAAAUGCCAGCUCCCUCAAUUUUGGUUUUUUUUUUUUUUGUUUCUUUUCUUUUUUGUUAAAGUUUUUAUUAGAGUUUUGAAGAGGAAGUAUGUGGACAUUUUGGAGUAUUAAUGUUUAUACAUGCUGUUUUGGUGAUGUAAAAAUGGAGAUUUUGGGGAUUACAUUUCAUCAUAAAAUGCAGGGAAUUCUUGGUUUUGUGUUUUUCUUGCAACUGAUAUUAGUAUUUAAUGGAAAUAUCUUAAUUAAA